Bacillus rossius redtenbacheri is the source of this 5612-nucleotide messenger RNA. RefSeq names its product E3 ubiquitin-protein ligase RNF126-A-like. Lineage: Eukaryota; Metazoa; Arthropoda; Insecta; Phasmatodea; Bacillidae. The coding region runs from base 73 to 1116 and encodes 347 amino acids. The transcript is spliced from 8 exons. The record is from RefSeq and is a predicted model, not a curated record. Gene Ontology annotation, molecular function: ubiquitin protein ligase activity. Gene Ontology annotation, cellular component: cytoplasm. Gene Ontology annotation, biological process: protein ubiquitination.
UCUAGGUGGUGUUGCUGUACAGUUUUCAUUUAGGACAGUUUAAUAGAAAUUUUCUGGAUUUGCCUUUUGUAAAUGAUGGCAGAAGCCGUUGUAGCAGACCCAAUAAUUUCAAAAUUUUUCUGUCACAAAUGUAGUUCAGAAAUCGGAAGAGUUUUACCGGAUUACACCUGUCCUAACUGCUACAGUGGAUUCAUUGAAAAAAUAGAUGAAGCACAAGAAACGCCCAUGUAUGAAGGGGAAAUCGAGGUGGAUCCUUUUACCACGGUUUUUGAGGUCCUGCAAGCUCGGAACCUGGACCAGCUGCUGCCGGCGGACUCGGGCGAGGACGACCGACAGAGAGACGACCGCCGGGUGUUGCGCCUGCGCGAGCGGGCCGGCUCGGACUCUCGGCGGCCAGGAAGGUAUGGCAGUUUGAUGUCCCGGACGGGACGCCACAGGAUUGCCCGCACGCGACCAGGCGCUCCUCUGGAGAACCUGAUACGAGAGUUCCUCGUCAACCUGACCGGCGUGGGCUGGGGGACCAUCAGUGCCAGUCAUGGCGCCAACGGCCCGGUAUUUUUCCUGGGUAAUCCUGGGGACUAUGCUUGGGGCCGGGAAGGCCUGGACGCCAUCGUGACACAACUGCUGAACCAGAUGGACGGCACCGGCCCCCCGCCAUUGGCCCGUGACAAGAUCGAGGAGAUUCCCGUCGUCGUCAUCACAGAGGACCAAGUCGGCAAAAGCCUGCAGUGCUCAGUUUGCUGGGAUGACUUCACCCUGGGGGAGUUUGUGCGGAAGCUGAAGUGCGAACACAUCUACCACGAGAACUGCAUUGUGCCCUGGCUCCAGCUGCACGGGACUUGCCCCAUCUGUCGCAAAAGCUUGAACGAUGAGGAACAGAAUGAUGGCCAGUCGAGUCCGGGCAAUUCUACGUCAAAUGAGUAUGCCAACGAGUCUCCGUUGGCUGCCUUUUUCAGGACGCUGCACGCGUCCCACUCCUCCUCCUCCACCUCGUCGUCCUCGUCCUCGUCGUCGGCGGGCUCCAGCGCGAGCGCGACGAGCGACAACGCGCAGAGCGGGCUGGGCGGGGCCGGCAGCAGCCAGUCCGACUACGACAUGGAGCUGGACUUCGAGUAGCCCCCUGGCCCCCGCCUCGACGGUGAUUAGUCACUAGAUAUGCCACCAAAUUUACCAUUUUACAGAUCGCUGCGACCGACGGGAGAGCCACCGAAACGCUGUUACACUCAACACUCUUUUUUUUUUUAAAUUAUUUACUCUUGCAUAACUUGAGGUAAUUCCAUCUCAACUGGUAAAUUCUUUUCCGUCUGUUUGGAAGCAGAAAACGCGAAGGCCGACUUGCGCGAUCCAAUCUGUCGAUCCGUGCAAAUCACCCGGGACUCAUCGAUUGUUAUGCUUCUCUCUACCCUCUCAUGUAACACAGGUUAUUAGUAAAUUUCCAAUUCAUCAUAAGUAGUUGUGUUUUGUUAAUUGUAAUUUAUUUAUAAUUUUAUAGGGUUUGGGAUGUGGCCCGUUGUUGUAAAGGUGCUCACUCUUUGCCUGCAUGGAAUUUUUUUUUUAUAUAUAAAGAAGAGAAUUGUAAAUAUUUUCUAGCAUUCCGAAAUGAUCAAAACACUCUGAUAGUCAUUGUUAAUAAAAUACUGAUGUUUACAAGUAAGUGUUUUUCUUCAAUGCUUGUUAAAGGCAUCCUUUAUAAAAGAAGGUAGAUAGAUACUUUCUUAUUAAAAACCAACACAGCAUGUUGUGAAAGUGGCAAAUCCAGAAUAUUUCUAUAUAUUUUAUAUGUAAAAAAAUGUAAAUAAAGAACUUAUGAAAAAUUAUCCCUAAACUAAUGGAUACUAUUUUUAUCCUGUUUAUUAUUUAAAUAUUUUAAAUAAUUGAUUUGUUACCACUUCAUUUCAUCUUCAUGAUCAAAAUUAGGGGUGAGAGUGAAAACAAAGUGUAUUGAAAUGAAAUCAUUUUAAUAAGAGGUGCAUUAAGAUAGCAAAUGAUAUAAAUGCUAAAUAGAUGCCAGAAUUUUUAGUGUUUUUUUCCAGCAGGUUUAGGUUAAUCAUAUUUACAUAUCUAUUACAAUUAAAUAUAACAUAUUAAUUGUCACAUGUUUGUUUUUACUAAAUUUUGGUGUGUUUUCUUUUUGCAUUCACUGCCAUAAAUCAAACUUCAGAUAGUGUAAUGGUUGUUCAGAAUUAUUGCAAAAACCAAACCUAAAACAUUUGCUAUGUUGCUAGCAUUACAUUUUUAGUAUUGUGUUUAGUAAAAAAGCUUGUAUUCACUAUAGGGAAAAGGUUCGUGAUUAAUAUGAAAAGACAAAACACAACUAACUAUCAAAGACAGAGUAAAUAAAUGUAUACUUUCAGAAAAAGUGAGUAUGGAAAUGUGCUAUAAAGUGUGGUUUUUAAACCACAAAAUGCUUAAAAAAUGUAUUACAUUUUCUAUUUACACAUGCCUCUAAAAAUACAGAAUAUAUGUGUACAAAUAGAUUUUGCAUUAGUUUCUGGAUGAUUUUUCGUUUCUGCAUCACAUGUAAUGUAAUGAAGGCUUUAUAGUAGAAAUACGUAUUUACAGUUUACUUGUGCAGGGAUGUAUUAUGCUAUUGACAAAUAUUUGAACUAAUUUAAAGCUUAUAAAUUAAUAUUUUUCUUAAGUAAUAUAUUUUGAAGAACUGGUUUUUGUUUUACUUAUUACCUGUGGCAUGUUGUAUAAAUUUUGAUUAAAUCUGAGUACUUUAUGAGAUUUUGUGGUGGUUUGAAAGCAGAGUUCUUUAGUGUUUGAAUGUGUAUGCUUACACUCCUCCCGAGUCUGUUAAUGUUAAUUGAUUACUGGAGUUGUUCUUACAUAAUAUUUCUAAGUUUUUGUUUUACAGUGACUUAAGUUAAUGGUACAAUAUUUUCUGCCACCUGUUAAAUGAUUACCUAUAUUCUUAUAUAUCGCUAGUUAUGAGGUUUUAAACCCUUGUAACCCUCAUUAAAUUUGUCUAUCAAUAGUUGUUAUUGCCCCAAGCCAUUUUCACUUCGUACCUAUGUUUUACGUACUGUUACUGCCCCUCUUAAUCACCGUUGUGUUGUGAUUUUCAUUGCGUCAGUUUUUUCUUAUGUUAAGUAGGGAAGGUAGUAUGUAGAGCUACACCUCGUUCAAGUUUUUGUGUUCGGCUACGAAGAACGGUUUGUGUGUUCCGCAUGCAAGGAUAUUUUGCAUGAUAGUGUUUCACCAGUAGCUGUGAAGUGUGCUACGUAAGUGCAGUGUCGGCAAGAAUCAUCAAAAUUCUCAAGUUACACUCGAGAGCAAGCAGUCAUUGAUCUGUUUCGAAGGAAGCAUAAGCAGCAGCAGCUGAAAAUUCUGCUGAUGUUAGCAGCUCUGAUCCUAUAUGGACCAGCCUGCCCAGAUCAGGUUUCCUUUCCCGACUUGGUCAUGCUAGUACCGAACACGGCACAUGAUCUCGAUGGAGCGAGGCAACUAUCCGACAGCAUAGAAGGCUAAAAGUGCUUAAAAAGAUAAUUUUGAAUAUGGCAUUUUUGGUAACUGACCUGCACUGAAUUGGAUACUGGGACAGCAGCAGUGUUCUGUACUGAAAAGACGCAGCAUCCAGCAAGGUGUGCAAGAUGUGUUGUGAUGUGCAUGCCGUGGGAUUCUUGGUCUUCGCGUCGUUCACAUUUUGUUUAAUGUUAUGUGUGCAGUGAAGACUGAUGUUUCAAAUGUCAGAGCAAAUGUGGGUGAAGAUGUUAAUCUAGUAGUUGAUGCGAUUGUUUGCAAAGUGUAUUAGACUGAAAGAAAUGCAAUGAUAUAUAAAAAGCCACAUAAUUUGUUUUUUUUUGUGGAACUUUGUUGUGGUAGCGACGCAUUGUGUUGACUGCUUUAAUACUUUCUUCCACGAGUAUUUUGAAAAACUCCUCCAUCAACAUAUUCAGUUAAUGCAAUCAUUUUGCACACAUGAAUACUAAUAGUUUCAUGUUCCGAGUUUAUAAUUUUAGAGCUCCAUCUUAUUUAAAGAUAUUAGUGGCUUCUGAAGGUAUGACUAGCAUGUGGUGGCUAGAAGAAAAAUUUUUUUUUUUUAAAUACAUUUAAGCAUUGUAGUUAUUCAUUCGUUUUUACCAAGGCAACUAAAGUCUUAUAGUAAAAGUGACAUUUUUUGUUGAAAUGUUGCUUUUUCAUGUCAUUAUGUAAUUCCAAAAUGAUAUAUUUAUUAUUUUUUUCUCUGUGUAUGCAAUUUAUUAGCAGUCUUAGCUACAAUAUUUCAUUUGGAAAGACUUAAGAAAAAAGGUGGGGCUUGUAGCAUUUAUAAUAACUGUUUGUCCUCAUCGUUUUAACGAUGACAACUUUUCACUCAGAAAUUCAGAUAUUUUUGCAAUUGGAAACCUGGUGGCUGUAAUUGCUAAAAUUUAAUAAUAAAAACAUUUAUUUACCUCACAUUAAAGACUGUUUAUGGGAGAAUAUAUUUGUGUAGCAAAUGAAGUACUAAAACUUUUGUAGGUUAUUUGUUAAUUUAAUGCUAUGUUAUUGUUCACUCAAAAAUAAUUAUAAUGUUGUGAACUGUUAUUGACUGGGAAAAUAUUGUUCUUAAUCUAUGUUUUUUUUUUCCAGUAGUUUUUUAUUUAAACUUAGAAAUGCUGCAUUGCCCUCAAUAUGUAUAUUUCCAUGCAUUAUGCAAAGUAUUGCUGAUGUUAUAGAAAAUGCUGUUUUACCUAUAUAUUUUGUACCAUUUACUUGUUAAAAAUAACUUGAUAAGUUUUCUUGAGUAUUUUAUUUUAAUAGCAAAGGUAAACGUUGCAAUUUGUAAAAAAUCAUUGGUUACAGAAACAAUUUAUCAAAACGUAAGUUUUGGUAGCUAUCAUGUGACUUGGAUGGUACAUUAAACAUUUUCCUCAACAGUAUGUCCAUUUUUGAUGAAUAAAUGUGUGCAAUGAUUUUUUUUGUCAUUGCCUUUUUCAGAUUGAAGUUUGCAAUACGUGUUACUAAAUUAAUUUGUGUUUAGUAUUUGUAAUAGAAAAUAUUGAAAUAAAUUGAUUAUUAUUUUGAAAAUAGCUGAAAUUUAAUUCUACUAAUGUUUAAUUUAUGUUGUAAUAAAUAUUAAAAAAAUAUGAAGCAUUUUUAGGGCAUUCUCUUACACAAAUUAAGAAGGCAGGGAUUUUGUUUUUUUAAGCAAGAACAUAUUGUAUAAACAAUUUUAAGUAAGCAUCCAUGGUGUAUUUGUAAUUUUUAAGUUAAAAUGUACAUAUAAAAGCAAUUUUUAAAUUAGUAUACCAAUAAUGAUUUUUUUAGUUUAGACAAAAAACUUACUUUUAAUAAAAAAACAUGUAAAUUUUUUAAAACCUUCAAUUGCAUUCAGACUAUAUUGUGUUAUGUUUUAUUAAAACUGAAUUGUAAGAUGAUAUAGAAAAACUUUUAGAAAAUGUGUGUUUUGUGAACUUGGUGUCAUUGUCAUUAGGUACUUCAGUAAUAUUUAUCUGUACAUACAGCUGCUUGUUAAUGGAAUUGCUACAUUCUGCUGUAAAUAAAGUGCCGUAAACAAGAUAAGCUGUGUGUUUAAGUAAAUUUUGGUCAAUUUAUUCUGUAAUAUUUACUAGCCAGAGUAACGAAUUUAGAAAUUGUCACCCUGCUCAGUUUUUUUUUUUGGGAAA